This is a messenger RNA of Exophiala aquamarina CBS 119918, 1692 nucleotides long. RefSeq lists its product as uncharacterized. Gene Ontology annotation, molecular function: carbohydrate:proton symporter activity. Lineage: Eukaryota; Fungi; Ascomycota; Eurotiomycetes; Chaetothyriales; Herpotrichiellaceae. Gene Ontology annotation, biological process: carbohydrate transport; transmembrane transport. Bases 1 to 1692 code for a protein of 563 amino acids. Gene Ontology annotation, cellular component: membrane. The record is from RefSeq and is a predicted model, not a curated record. The transcript has 3 exons.
AUGCCCACCACCGACGACGUGGCGGCCCCCAUGCUGCCCUCAAAGCAUUCUGCCGAGUCGAAAGCGCCAUCGUCGUCAUCGAAACGUAAACCAGGUCCCAAGUUAUGGGCAGGUCUGAAAGAACACUCUCGCGUGUCAGUUUACUGUCUUGCUCUCACCUCAGCAAUUCUGCUUUGGGGUUAUGACAUGGCCAUGACUGGAAAUUUGUACGGAAUGGAUGAGUUCAAGAAAGACUAUGGUGAAUUUAAUGAGGCUAAGGACGAAUUCACCAUUCCUUCAAAGUGGCUGAGCGUGUGGAAUGCGUUGUCUCCAUUAGGAACGAUGAUGGGCUCAGUUGUUGGUGGAUGGCUCCAAGACAGAUUCGGCCGCCGUCUAUCACUUGGACUCGGGAGCCUGACUUCAGCUCUGGGUGUCGCAGUUGUCUUUUUGUCGGCCUAUGUGAGCAGUAAUAACCAGCUAGUCUUUGGCAUUGGCAAGUUCACGCAAGGCCUGACCAUCGGUGUGGUCGUGACCACAACACAAACCUACAUUUCCGAAGUCCUUCCAUCGACACUUCGUGGACCGCUCCUCGCCUUCUUCCCGAUUUUCUUUCUCAUCGGUCAACUUGUUAGUGCUAUCAUCGUGUUGAGUCUGCAGAAUAAGGUGGGGAAAAUGCAAUACGUGACAGCCAUUAUUUCGGAAUGGCCGUUUUCAGCACUCCCGGUCGUCCUUGCCAUUAUUAUGCCAGAGAGUCCGGCUUACUUGGUGCGGAAGGGCAACAUCACUGGUGCAAUCAAGGCCCAGAAGCGUUUGGAUUCUCCGCAUAUGGACAGCUAUGCAAAGGUUGCAGAAUUAAAGCAGUCUGUAGAACACGAGGAAAAGAGGGCAUCUGGAAACGCAGCGACGUACCUGGACUGCUUUAAGGGUGUCGAUUUUCGACGCACUGGCCUUGCAAUUUUCGGCUCGGUACUUCCUCAGCUUUUUGGCCUUCCCGUUCUGGGAGACGGUCCAUAUUUCUUGCAGAAAGCUGGCAUGGAGGAUUCGACGAGUUUUAUCUUCCUGCUCACUGGAAUCCUUUGCGGGAUCAGCGGCACUAUUGUUAGCAUGUGGCUGCUCAGUUUCAUUGGAAGGCGAACCCUCGUUCUCAAUACCCUAUUGCCUUUGACGUGUCUGUGGGGAGUGAUGGGCAUUGGGGGGACUAUUCAGGCCGAUUUUGCGGCAUGGAUCGUAGGUGCCACGACAAACCUGGUACCGCUUGUGGCAGCCUUGGGUGUUUGGCCAGCAUCAUACGUUAUUACAGGUGAAUCCUCGUCCUUACGACUGAAAGCGAAAACUACCGGCGUUGCAUGGGCGGUGGGUGGAGUAUCGAAUUUGGUGUUUUCCAUGGGCACGCCAUAUAUAUACAACGAUGACGCUGGAAAUCUUGGGGCAAAGAUUGGGUAUAUAUGGGUUGGCAUUUGUGGAGCAACCUUUGUCCUCGCUUAUUUCGUUCUUCCCGAAACGCUGGGUCGAACAGCGCUGCAGCUUGAUCGGAUGUUCGACGAAAAAAUAUCUGCCCGGAAGUUCAGUCAGUGGACGGAAAGAGAGAAGCCUGUUGAGCAAGAAAGCCUCAGUCCGGGUCAUAAAUUUGGGCACGUCAAUUCCAACGACUCCGGUGACCUAGACAGUAUGGAGCUUGCAUGGAUGUCACCUAAUCCUCGGGAAUUCAGCUGA